UAUUUGUCAGCAAAAAAAGAACGUUUUCUUGGUAUAUAUUGAGGCUUGACAGCAAAGUUCCGUUAAUUGACACUCCUUUCAGCAAAACGUGUCAUGAACUUUGAAGACAUGAAAAAGCAGACGAAACCUGAGGUUUUCAAGGAUCAUUAUCUUGGAACCAUUGGGAUUUGGUGAAAACCAAUUGCAAGGGAUGUACUUUCAUUAUUUCGUGCAGUUUCGGAACAGCUUUUCACGACACAGGUCUACCAUAACAAUCUGUAUGAAGCUUGCAGAAUUGUUUUCUUUAUAUUGCUAUAGACCCAGAGAAGUUUAAUAUCAAUACAUAUACACACGCAGUCCUACCAAGCAAAAGAAAUGAUUUGGAAAAUGCGUGAUUGCUCAUUAACACUGCCUGGGAUUACGACGAUAAAGUUGUAUUAUGGUGUGUUUGCCUUUGUAAUUGUGAUUGAUUUUGCAUUGACUUCGAAUACACCUUCGGAAGGCUCCUUUCUUGCUCGAAAACCCACGACAGAGCAAGACAUUAUCGCUUUAUUCAAAGCUCACGUCGACAAUAAACUGUGCCCACAAUCUUAUAUCUGCAAUAACAGAACAGAUAUGACACAUGUGAAUGUUAACUCACACUUGGCGCAAUGCUGCAAAGAUUGCUUUUGCGACGAAAAGUGUGAGUUUUACAACGAUUGUUGCUUCAGUGACUUGACCGAAAAGGAACGUCACGAGUGAGAGGAAUGUCUGUACCCACUCUAUGAUCAAACCUACGGUGACAUCUUAACGCAUGAAUCCUUUUAUAUGAUAACAAAAUGCAAUGGGACUUAUAAAUGCUAUGAAUUUGCCCUUACACCAUGGGGUGCUUUCUUGCCUAUGUAUUCACCGAGCCAUCAUAAAAUCUACAUCAAUGAACAAUGUGCAAUAUGCAACGGCAUAACAGAUGGAAAGCAUUGGCAUCCUUACAUAGUCUGUCAGGGUGCUAGUCCGUCUGAAAUUGAUGCUAUCGUAUCCGCCAUCGCGUUAAGAACAAUCAUACCCAUUUGCUAUGUACACUUCACUUAUCCAUACGACGACGCACAUACGAUGUAUAAAUUACAGUGCUAUAAGACAAGAGAAAAUUCGUGUCCAGAUGACCUUGAAUUGAAUCCAAGACGAAUGGAAGUAACUGAACGAUUGGGUGUAGACUAUGACACCAUUGUUGAUCUAUGUCACAGUUCUAUAGAGUCUGUAUAUACUCAGCGGUUGUUUAAUGGACAGGAAUCACACUUAACGUACUUCAAAAACAUUUUCUGCUUUCUGUGUAGUGGGGCACCUUUACCGAACAACGAAUGCACAUCUGAUCUCAGAGAUACUUUGAGCAGUUUAGGUCAAUCGACUUUUGCAAUGUUGCUUGCAUCGACGCCUGGUGUUAUUAAUGCAACCAUCACACCGAUACGAGCUUGCAAGGUUAAUGAUGACAGAACAACGGAUCUGUCAAAUUGCCGUGUUAUGCAUUGUCCAGUCGGUCAGAUCAGAGACGCUACAGGGUUGUGCCUUUACCCAUCAAAACAAUGGAAAUCUGGGCGAGUUGGGAUUUUUGUGAAAGUAUUAAUACCAGAACCAAUAAAGCUUUCACCAAACACAACGCUCAGCGAUGUGCAUGCUUAUUUCAAAGACAUCGAUUUUAAUAGCGAAAGUCCCCUUCCAUGGGUUAUUCUCAAUUCUUAUUUUAAUUUAAUUGUGGACGCGGAUUUUGCAAUGAUAAACUUUUUUGCUCUUGAGAUGGCUAUGAAAGUCGGCACAUUUGACCCAUCAGACUUUCUUAAUGCAAUGAAAGAAUUCUUAAAUACAAAAUGGUUUGUACAUUUUAGAAACGUAUCAGAAAGUUGUUCACAAGAAUUAGUGCCUCAACAGUUAUUCAAUCUGUUACAUUUUUUCCCACAAUAUACAAAUGACACACGGGUGUUCAUGGACGAGAUUUAUAACUUGAUUCGUAUCGAAAACGGAGUCUUUAUAUAUGUUCGUUACUCAUUCUUCAUUAGCAAAACAUUUUUCUGCAACAUGCUGGAAUUUUCAGAUGACGAAGUUUUGCUGCUACAUAAUGGUUUGAUUGUAUACCUAAUCGAGUUUGACAAAUAUUUCGGGGACAUGGAAUUUUUAAUGUCCGUCGAUGCUGGGGGAAAGACAACAGUCAAAGUGUGCAUGGAACGCCUGCCAUUCAAAAGAGUGAUGAAUGAUGCAAAUAAUCAAAUAAACAAGACGUUGAACAUCUUGGUACUUGUCUGCAGUUCGGUGAUAGUAAACAUGGCGUUAUAUUUGUGAAACAAUGACUAUUUAUUCAGUUGCAUUAACUUAAACAUGUAUAUAACAUUGAUCAACAUUCGAUUCAUGUCCUCUAUACACAUAGGUGUUUGUAAACAUAACAUUUUUACAGCAAAGGCAAGUACACAUUUUAAACACGUGUGUGAUAUUUACACUAAAUAUUGAUCUAUACAAUAUAUCGAACUGUAUUCAAAUAUUGAAUAGCAGUUAUUAUGAGCUUCGUGUGCUUUUAGCUACAGUAUACUGCGCUUCUGAUAUGAGCUUGUACUUACAGAUAGAUUUGCUUUGCAUGUGUUGGUACUUUCAUGAGUAUAAGAUGUCUGCGCGAUAUUGUAUCACAAAAAAUGGACAAAACUUCUUUUUACUAUCUAUAUGCCCUAUUAAAAUAACGUUAUACUAAUUCCACGGUCGUACAUUGUGUAUGUUGUUUUGUGUAUGUUAGCUUAAAAACUAAUAUAAUGUUUUAUUUGACAAUGCGUUUUUAUCUUUUAAUAAUUUAUGAAAAACAACCUUAACUUGGGUUAGCGGGUUCAGUGCGUUUGAUGGCGUUAACGCAUUGUCUUCCAAUUACUAUAUCAGUUAUUAGUACAUAUCCGCUACAAAGUCAAACAUUACCUUAUCGAGUGUCUUAUAACUUUAAACAUUUUUAUAAUUAUUUGAACCUUUAUUUACUACGUUUAUACUUUGCUGAACAAUGCAUUCUUCCACGUAGCGUA
Molecule: messenger RNA, 3002 nt
Organism: Dreissena polymorpha
Lineage: Eukaryota; Metazoa; Mollusca; Bivalvia; Myida; Dreissenidae
Exons: 5
Coding region: 787-2286 (499 amino acids)
Source: RefSeq, a predicted model, not a curated record